Molecule: messenger RNA, 5581 nt
Organism: Bufo gargarizans (Asiatic toad)
Lineage: Eukaryota; Metazoa; Chordata; Amphibia; Anura; Bufonidae
Gene: RUNX3
Product: RUNX family transcription factor 3
Exons: 5
Coding region: 815-2020 (401 amino acids)
Biological process (GO): regulation of transcription by RNA polymerase II; hemopoiesis; regulation of cell differentiation
Cellular component (GO): nucleus
Molecular function (GO): RNA polymerase II cis-regulatory region sequence-specific DNA binding; DNA-binding transcription factor activity, RNA polymerase II-specific; ATP binding
Source: RefSeq, a predicted model, not a curated record
UGCUGGAUGACAGGACACGACUCUUGCACUUUUCUGGGCAGAUCAGUAGAGGGAAAACUGUUGGGAUUAUUCCAUGCAUCAGCAUAUGAGAUAAAAGGAGACUCCAGUUCACUGUGACCUGUGACUUGGAAUGUAGAGAAGUUUCUUUUUUAUCUACAUUGGCUUGACUUUCUGUAACACGUCUCUAGGAUUGUUCCAUAAGUAAAUUGGGAUUUUCAGAGAAAACCUUUAACCACCCCCACAUCUUUUUAUGCUGACUGCUCUUUUCAUGACCAUCAGGAAGAAGACAGAUGUGUGCUAACUUCUGUUUUCUCAUGCCUUUUUUCACAUUUCGUAGAGUUUCUGGACUGUUAUAUAAAGAAAACUACUGUUCUUAGUCAUCUGAUGUCCAUUUUACAGCCUUAGAUCUGACUUUUGCAGGAGAACCAGCUGCCAUAUCACACAACCAGUGCUUGUAAAGUUUCUAAGCAUUGCUACUUGGAUCGCUGUUAUAGCUGUAGACUUCGUAACAUUUUUUUGUGGUUUUGGUGCUUUAAGGAGGGUGCAGAAACUUGAGAAGACGAGGUUGGGCACAGAGUUUCUUCGCAUGCAACACCCCUUCUCCACCACCCGUGCAGAUUUCAGAUCAGACAGUCACUUCCUGAGCUACUGAUCUCUGGACUCUUUUAUUCUUUUCAGAAAAGAUCCGUGAUAACUAAUCUUAAAUGAAAAUUGAGUGCCUUGUCUGGUUUACUGCGAGUUAAAAUUUGUGAAAGAGACACUAAACUUCUAGUUUAGACCCAGUGGCUGGCACUUUUUAACUCUUCUUGUUGUAAUGCGUAUUCCAGUAGACCCGAGCACCAGCCGGCGCUUUACUCCUCCAUCGACUACCUUCUCCUGCGGUAAAAUGGGAGACAGCAAUGGAACCAUCAGCUCUUCUGGCACAGGACGGACGAGAAUGGAGAUAAGAACGGUAGUGGAUGUCCUCGCAGAUCACGCUGGAGAACUUGUCCGGACUGACAGCCCCAACUUCUUAUGCUCUGUCCUGCCUUCACAUUGGAGAUGCAACAAGACCCUUCCAGUAGCAUUUAAGGUUGUGGCACUGGGUGAUGUGCCUGACGGGACAGUAGUAACAGUGAUGGCUGGAAAUGAUGAGAACUAUUCAGCCGAGUUGAGAAACGCUUCUGCUGUCAUGAAGAAUCAAGUAGCUCGAUUCAAUGAUCUUCGCUUUGUUGGUAGAAGUGGAAGAGGCAAGAGUUUCACUCUCACAAUCACAGUUUUUUCAAGUCCUACGCAGGUGGCCACAUACCACAGAGCCAUUAAAGUGACUGUUGAUGGGCCACGAGAGCCAAGAAGGCACCGGCAAAAACAUGAAGAGCAGGCAAGCAAGCAUUUCUCAGAGCGCUACAGUGAUCUGGAGCUAAUACGGAGGCAGGGGAUAAGGGUUCAGCCCAAUCCUAAUCCAAGACCCUCACUGACUAACCCAAACCCAUUUAGCAACCAAGCUCAAACACAAAUACAAGCAACAGAUUUAAGUCCAUUCUCCGACCCUCGACAGUUUGACCGCUCCUUCUCCACUUUACCGUCUCUCACAGAAACCAGAUUUUCUGAUACUCGUGUGCAUUACCCUGGUGCCAUGUCCUCUGCCUUUUCUUAUACUGCAUCUCCCUCAACAACUGGAAUUGGAGGAAUCAGUGUGACCGGUAUGCCUACUACUACACGUUUCCAUCCCACUUACCUUCCACCUCCAUAUCCUGGGUCAUCUCAAAAUCAAAGUGGACCAUUCCAGACCAAUGCAUCUCCAUAUCAUUUAUACUAUGGCACAUCUUCUGGAUCAUAUCAGUUCUCUAUGGUUGCAGGUGAGCGUUCUCCUUCAAGAAUGCUAUCUUCCUGCACCAGUGUGACAGCAGGAAACAACUUGAUGAACCACAACUUGACCAACCAGAAUGAUGGAGUGGAUGCAGAUGGAAGUCAUAGCAAUUCUCCCACCAGUCUAACAAGCACUGGCAGAAUGGAUGAGUCUGUCUGGAGGCCAUAUUAAACAAGACUUUAAAGUACUUUAGCCAAUCCAUACCAACUGAUGCUAGAAUAUCCAGAAAAGACUGGCCAAUAUAUAGACAUAUUCGAAGAUGUACUUAUAAUCAUUUGGCAGUACUUAUUAUGGCAUAACGCACAGACAAAUAUAUCACAGGCGAGAAUACCUACUAGAUAUGUCUGAAAAUGACCGUGCGAACCUUGUUUUCACUAUUGAUGGCACAAAUCUUAUCACUGUUUGAGCAUUAUAAUUUCAAAAUGUAAAAGCCAUAUCACUUACGAUAAUAGAUAUUAAAAGAGGGUAGAGAAACAGGGCUCAAAUGAAAUCCAAGGAGAACAUCUUCAGGUUCCUAAUAUUUGUGUAUUGAGGGGUAUUCUGUUAAGGAUGGAGUAAUAUAUAGAAAAAAAUAUUAAACUAUAGCUUACUAUAGCAACAGAAAAUAUCACACAAGAAAAAGCAGAAUGGAGAAAAAUGUCAUAAUGCAAACAUUGUUAGAUGAGACUUCAAAUGCGUAAAAAUAUAUAUUGUAUUAAAAAUUUCGUAAUCUAAGACAUUUCUAUUUUCUUACUCAGUUAUAUUUAUUUCCCAAAAAGCCUUUGUUGUACACUUUAAAUAUUUCCUAAGCUACUUGAGUCCAUCUACUUAAACUAUUAGUAAGAAAUAGCUAAUAGGAAAACAUUUAUUGGAGUAAAGUCCUCUUUUUUAAGUAAUUUUUAAAAAAAUCCUUGAAAGCAAAUAAAAGGUAGAGGCAUACCAGCCCUUUAGUUACACGUAAUACUGUUACUGGUGUAUGUGAUGAUGCCAGAUACAGAGAUAGGGCUCUGACCACCAUCUAGGGAACCGGUUGCCACCAUCAACACACCUUGUGCCUGUAAGUGCUUGAUAAAAUGCUUGUGAAAUGCAAUUGAUCUUGUAAAGUCCUGAACAAAAGUAUUACAUUUCAAAGCAGUAUGGAACCAUAUUAGGUACAUUUUUUGAUAAUUUUUCUGAGUGUUCUUUUUAUAUUUUUCCUGUUAUUUUAUGUUGUCUUGUGCAAUAAUGCAUUCUGUCACAGGAGAUCAGUGCAGUAUCUUUUCUAAACCAAGCAAGAGGCCCACUAUUCCAACCUAUAGAUUGUUUCAUAUAUUUACCUUACAGUUUCCGAAUAUCAAGGACUGUACAUGUCUAGUCCAACAUAGGACUCUUGUAUGUCACAGUUUUCUGUUAAUACACUGUAGUUGUGGCCUUGACUCUGGGAAUGGGUAACGCCUAACAUGUAGUAAUAUGGUGGACAUAAUAUUAAUAUAUGGUUUGCUUUUUUCAAAAGGAAUAUAAAAAUAUUUUCUUAAAAAAUAAUAUUUGCUUUGCACUAUUUUUGCUUACUUUGAAUAUAGAUUAUUUGGAAAAGCCUACAGUAUUAGUUUUUUAUUUAUGCAAUUGUAUAUAGGUGUUACUUUUUAAAGAAUUAUUUUCAUAUUGUUUCAGAAAUUGCAUUAUGUAUUCGUAAACCGCUUUAUUUAUUUGGUGCUGUUAACCCACAAAGGCAAAAAGAUUCACUAACUAUUUCCAACUUUUUAAGGGGAUAAUUCCAACCUAAGGGUACGGCCACACAGUCAGCGUUUUGCAUGCAGUUUCGGAAGCCGAACCAAGAGUGAAUUAAAAAAAAAUUGAGAAUUGUAUCUGUCUAUAUUUCCUCUCUUUUUAUGAUCCUCUUCUAAUUUUGACUUCCAAAACUGCAUGCAGACACCUAUCCAUGUGGCUGUGCCCUAAUGAUGGAGCUUAUAUUACCUUUUAGGUCUCAUGUACAAGCCAGAGCCACCGGGCACUGCAUGGAGGCAUGUGGAGCUCCUGCAGCUUUGUACUGAGGAGCGCUUGUAGAAAGCAUGCAGGUGCCAUAUUAUGACUUUUUACAAAUCAGAGGUCGUACUGAGCCUUAAUACAUUUGUGUGCAGGAGAUACUGUAAAGGCCUCCUGCACACAACGGAAGUGAGAUAGAUAUUGAAAUGAAAUCCGAUAGAUAUUAGGGUCAUUUAUUAAGGGCAGUCAAAUAAAUGAUGUGUGCAUAAAUACAAUAGCUGCUUGACUGAUGGCUUUGCUUGUAUUUAUGAGUUAAUAAAUACCAUUAGUUAUUAAAUAUAAGUAUGGGGUGUCACAAGCAUUCUCAGUUUACUGCAUACAGCCAUCUUGAUGCCAUUUGAGGGAUAAUAAUAAGGAUCACAAAGUGUUACAAGGUGUCUUAAGCACUUUCCCUCUAAACUGUGUGCUCUGGAAAGGAAAGAGUUAAAAAAAAAUGUCCUUCCAUGGGCCAGGAGCCCAGUGCAGUUGUACAUGUAUGCAGGGUUAACUCUAUCAUCUCUAUCAUCAUAAAGAUCUAUGGCUAGCGCUACACAGCGACAUGUGUCGCGUGACAUACCUAGGUACCGAAUCUGACUUCAGAUCCCAGUAUUAAAAUUGCUUUCAAUUUCAAUAAUCGAAUGCCGAAGUUAUUCAACGAAGUCUCACGCGACUUUGGAGAUAACGAAUUUCACCUUGGCAGAGCCCAUAAAUUUGAACGCUGAAUGGAGACGGAUCUCUGAACAGCAUUCAAACUAAUUUUUGACUGAAGCGACUUCGGAUCUAUGAUUAGUCAUUAGCCAUUAGUAUUAAAAUCCCGGACAACCCCUUUCAAGCCAAAAUAAUCUUAGUCCUGUACAACUAUUUUCUUCUAUAUAGACUAUGAGUACAUAAACUACAUUACCUUCAGAGAACUAUGUUAUAUGUAACAGACCAUACUCUAAGCUGCCCUUAUUAAAUCUCUUUGCAUCUACAGCACAGAUAUGUGUAGCAAACUUUACUUGCGCAAAUAAAGUAAUAAUUGAAGUACAUAAAAAUGGCUAUAAAUGGGUUCACUCUUCAGAAAUAUGGUGCAGAAUAAGACUUUCGUUCACAUGGCAAAAUAUGUGUGCUGAAAGACAGUAGAAGCUAAUCUCUCUGAGAAAAAGUUGUAUUUGGUAGUGUUUACACCAAAUCUAUUUCAUACCAUUGCCAUUGAACUGAAUAGGGAACGCAGCAUUAAAAAUGCUUUGAAGAAGUAAAAUGGUUAAUGCCACUUCUGAAGCAUGUUUUAAAGUAGCUGUAUAAAAAUACUAUGUUUUUCCGUAGCAUUUUGAACCAGUAUUGCACCACGUAAAAUGUUUUACAAUGCUAAAAAAAGGCAUGUUCUUGCCGUGUGAACAUAGCCACAAGUCUAGACUGACAACCUUUCUCAUUGCUCAGAGGAAUGAAACUUGAUAGAUGGCUUUGGAUAAAGAAUGUAUUUUAUCUCGGUAUUUAUAAUUUCAAGUCAUAAUUUUCCAGGUAACAAUCAAUGCAUUUUAAUAUAUAUAUAUAUAUUCAUAGAAAUUAAAUUUAGCAUUGUAUUGAAUGACUUUAAACAGCGAUCAGGGAACUGUAAUUGUAUAUAGAUUGCUUAAGGUGUAUAUUUCUUUUACACAUGUUUUCAUUUGGAAAAAUGCAAUUUAAAUACUGUAAAUAUGGCUUAUUAAUUAUUACAUGCUGAAAAGAGAAAUGUACAAAUUUUAAUGGAUAAUAUGUUAAAUAAAUGUGAUG